CUCAAGGCCUUCGGCAAUGAUGAUAUUUGUGAGUCGAUUUUUGUCACCUUUCUUUGGGGCAGGCCAGUACUGAACUAUAUUGCUGUAUUGUUGGAAUAUCCCAGGGAGAUUAUCGGAACGUGCACUGGCAUCUCCAUCUCUUGUAUGGAGCUAGAGUCAAGAGUACAGGCCUGGCUUUCGAAACGGCUUCGCGAAGCCAACCCUUCUGACGGCAACAUUCUCGGUGAUUUCAAAGCUCGCCCAACCGUUGAUCGUAUAUCUCCCGUUACCACAACCUCUACUUCAUCACUUCCAGCUUCUCUAAAUAAGCCUAACUCUCAACUGCCGGAGGCUCCUUGGGACCGUUUCACUGGAGGUGGCUUUGCAGCCACUGACUUUGACCUCGCGCAUGAUGCAAUGAAGGCUAUGGAUAUGCUAGUUCGCCUUGAACUAGCGGACAUCACGAAUGCUUCUAUAGAAUCUAACGGGCAAAUACAACAAUCGAAUGAACGACGAUGCCGAGUUGUCCCCUUAGUGAUAGCUCUGGAACGCCAGCGCCUCAAUCUCCACCAAGCAAUCGGUGGUAGCAAAGAAUCAUCCGCUGAUUUGACUGCAUUAUGGCGAUCGGACCCGUGG
Molecule: messenger RNA, 615 nt
Organism: Protopolystoma xenopodis
Lineage: Eukaryota; Metazoa; Platyhelminthes; Monogenea; Polystomatidea; Polystomatidae
Source: the annotation of a GenBank genome assembly